Molecule: messenger RNA, 1058 nt
Organism: Cherax quadricarinatus
Lineage: Eukaryota; Metazoa; Arthropoda; Malacostraca; Decapoda; Parastacidae
Source: RefSeq, a predicted model, not a curated record
GGUGUGGCUGUCCAGUCUUCCUACCACCUGUUGGCAGCACACACCACACCUCUCUCACUCUCAUAAUGACAGACACCAACGCUAAAACCACCUCCGAGGAUGUCAAGGAUGGCGCUAAGGAGGCCGUGAAGGAGGCGGUGAAGAGUGAGGAAGUGGAGGAGGCUAAGGAGAUGAGAGCUGUUGUUCUGAAUGGAUUCGGUGGUUUGAAGUGUGUGAAGACGGUGAAGCGGCCACAACCUUCCCUAGCAGAUGGGGAAGUCCUCAUCAGGGUCCAGCUCUGUGGUGUGAGCUUCCAGGACGUGAUGGUUCGUCAAGGCUUCACAGAAUCUCAUCCCAAAAUACCAUUUAUUUUGGGUUUUGAAUGUGCCGGUGUGGUAGAGGCAGUAGCUGAUGAUAUUACAAACUUUAAGGUUGGUGAUAGGGUCAUGGCACUACCAGACCAUCGUGCCUGGGCUGAACUAGUACCAGUACCUGCCAAGUACGUCUAUGCCCUCCCAGAAGACAUGCCUCUACCGGAAGCUGCUGCUGUAACACUGAGCUACACAGUAGCAUAUAUGCUAGUUUAUGAUCUAGCUAAUAUAAAGUCUGGCCAGACUGUCCUCCUCCACUCUGCUGGAGGUGCUGUGGGUCAAGCCGUCUGCUCACUGCUGCAGAACAUUGGAGGAAUCACUAUAGUGGGUGUAGCAUCAAAAAAUAAGCACGAAGAUAUUAAAGAACGUGUCGCCCACCUCAUUGACCGUGGCUGUGAUACCCCAACAGAAGUACGGAAGGUGUGUCCAGACGGUGUUGAUGUAGUUUUGGACUGCCAGGGAGGUGAUGAGUGCAACAAAGGGUAUUCUCUUCUCAAGCCAUUGGGCAGAUACAUAUUGUAUGGGCCUUCCAGCAUUGUCACAGGAGAGACAAAGAGCAUCCUGAGUGUGAUCAAAUCUUGGCGGCAGGUGGAAAAGGUAGCUCCACUGAGACUUUACGAGGACAACAAGGCCAUCUUCGGUUUUAACCUUAGACGUCUCCUCCACUGUCAGGUAUGUUUUUUUGAUCACUAAUAGAAUGUCUUAGUG